AUGAUGGAAAAAAAUACCAGUGCCAACUCGGUACUGUCUGAUCAUGUAUCAUACUCACUGGCAUCCUCAGAUGCAGAGGAAGGAACGUUCUUCUCCAGGUUGAUUGAUUCGUUCAAACCGAUUCAAUUGGAAGACGAUGGUGUCGACACUUCCAACAUGACCCCAAUGGAAAAGUCCAUCUACGCAACCGCUAGACACCCUUUGGCCAGAAGAUUGAAGUCGAGACAUUUGCAAAUGAUUGCCAUCGGAGGUUCUAUCGGAACGGGUCUUUUCAUCGGAUCCGGUUACGCUUUGUACCUUGGAGGCCCGGCUGGUGUGCUCAUUUCUUAUGCGUUAGUUGGUUACUCGUUGUUUUGUGUGGUUAUGGCAUUGGGUGAAUUGUCUGUGCAAUAUCCUGUUUCCGGUUCUUUCAACGCCUUCUUUUCUCGUUUCGUUGACCCAUCUUGGGGUUACACUUUGGGCUUGUUAUAUUCUUUGUCGUGGUUAAUCUCAUUCCCUUCCGAAUUGGUCGCUUGCUCACUCACUGUUUCCUAUUGGAAUGAUUCCAUAAAUCCGCUGGUAUGGGUGGCUAUUUUCUACGUCAUUAUUGUUACCAUCAACAUGUUUGGUGUUAAGGGUUAUGGUGAGGUGGAGUUUGUUCUCUCAAUCAUCAAAGUCUUGGCUGUGGUGGGCUUCACCAUUGUUUCCAUCUGCAUCAUCUGCGGUGUAGGAGACGGAGGAUAUGUGGGAGGAAAAUACUGGCACCAUCCGGGAGCUUUCAACCACGGUUUCAAAGGUGUAUGCUCUUGUUUCAUCUCUGCCGCCUUCUCGUUCGGUGGUGUUGAGCUUGUUGCUUUGGCUGCGUCCGAAACUGCAAACCCAAGAAAAUCUUUGCCCAAGGCUACGAAGCAGGUUUUCUGGAGAAUUACCCUUUUCUACAUUGUCACAGCAAUUGUUAUUGGCUGUUUGGUUCCAUACACAGAUGAUAGAUUACUUUCUGGAUCCUCCAGUGAAGAUAUCACGUCUUCUCCAUUCGUUAUUGCCAUUAACAAUGGUGGAAUUAAGGUUCUCCCAGAUAUAAUGAAUGCAGUCAUUUUGGUGGCUGUUGUUUCUGUCGGAAACUCCUCUGUUUACGGUUGCUCGAGAUCUUUGGCUUCUUUGGCUGUUCAAGGCUUGCUCCCCAAGUGUGUUGGUUAUGUUGACAGAGCCGGAAGACCACUUGUGGCGAUCAUGAUUACCAAUGCUUUCGGCUUGUUGGGCUUUUUGGCUGCUGACCAAGAGCACCAGGGUACGGUUUUCACAUGGUUCUUUUCCAUUUGUUCAUUGGCGGCCUUUUUCACAUGGGCCGCAAUCUGUUUCACUCACAUUAGAUACAGAUGGGCUUUAUCUGCACAAGGAAGAUCUCUCGAUGAGGUUCUUUUUGUCUCUCCACUCGGAAUUUGGGGUUCUUUCUCGGGAAUGAUCAUCUUGUGUUUGAUUGUGGUCGGUGAAGUGUGGGUGUCCAUCUUUCCAAUUGGGGAGUCUGCUGAUGUCACUACCUUUUGGCAAAACUGUCUUUCGUUGCCUUUGACAAUUGUGUUAUGGCUUCAAUACAAAAUCACUUCCAAGACUUUGGGUACUUGGAUGGUUGAUUUGAAGGACAUUGACCUUGACACCGGCAGAAGAGAGAUGGAUGUCGAGACAUUGAAACAAGAGAUUGCAGAGCAAAGGGCAUUCUUAAAAUCUCUGCCAUUGUACUACCGUAUCUACCGUUUCUGGUGUUAA
Molecule: messenger RNA, 1743 nt
Organism: Clavispora lusitaniae ATCC 42720
Lineage: Eukaryota; Fungi; Ascomycota; Pichiomycetes; Serinales; Metschnikowiaceae
Gene: GAP4
Product: Gap4p
Biological process (GO): amino acid transmembrane transport
Cellular component (GO): membrane
Molecular function (GO): amino acid transmembrane transporter activity
Source: RefSeq, a predicted model, not a curated record